Cephus cinctus (wheat stem sawfly) is the source of this 7860-nucleotide messenger RNA. Its product is annotated as amyloid beta A4 precursor protein-binding family B member 1-interacting protein. The coding region runs from base 1234 to 4662 and encodes 1142 amino acids. The transcript is spliced from 9 exons. The record is from RefSeq and is a predicted model, not a curated record. Gene Ontology annotation, biological process: signal transduction. Lineage: Eukaryota; Metazoa; Arthropoda; Insecta; Hymenoptera; Cephidae.
CUCAAGCCUUCAGUCGACUCUCGGCUCUCACUGCGUCGAGGCUGAGAUUCCCCAUUAAUUAGUUGCACCUUCGAAAAAGUUUAAGCAGCACGUACGCCACUUUGGAUUCCUCGAAGAAGUCGUUCGGGAGGGACUUAAAGGCUGAAUACGCAGGAGAGCGACGCGUCGUUGUUUGAUACUUGAUCGUGUGGAAGUUGUGGCAAUUUUUUUUCUCUCGGUCUUGACGUCGGGAGUCAUCGACCGAUAGAGUUUGGGUAGAGCAAGACGUGGACCGUAGUUUCCUGAGGCUGUCCUGGGAUCGCGAGUGCAUCGAUCGAUUUUUAUUGACUGAUUUUAUUGACUUUGUGACCGGAUUUGAGAAUUGAUCGAUGUAAUUUUUUUUUAUUAUUUUGAAAAUGACGGGAUCAAAGUGACAAUCACACCUGCAGCCACCGGGUCCAUUAAAGGAUUAGUGUUGACGCGUGAUUGGAGGUAAUUUCGAAAUUUUUGACUUUGGAUCUCUAUAUCGGUAUUACACUUUUAUUCUGGAUCGGUGAGGAUCGGAACUGAAGUUGAAAUCAAAGGAGCGACCAGGAUCGAUACCUCGAUAUUAAAAAUAUUCUACGGAUCAUCGGUUCCUCAUUAUUAUUCAAUCCGAUAAUAGAACCCUUCUACGCUCGUGGCUCGAUUAGUCUGAUCUGCGGUAAUCGAACUUUCAUCUCUCAUUGGUCAAUCACCUAUCUUGCGUCACGUUCGAUCCUUUGGCUGGUACCCACAAGCGCGCGAUCAAUUUCCAGGCAUUAAUUAAUAUAAGGGUCCAGGGAGGAGACGAAGGGAGGGAGCAUGUCAAAAGAAGAAAAAGCCAAGAGAUGAAUAGAGGCAGGUAAAGCGAGAGAGAAAGAGAAGGAAAAUAAAAGAAGACGAAAAUUACCAAGAGAUCAGAAGAGAUAGUCGACGAGAAAGAGAAAGACGCCUCGUGAGCAGAUGCAGGAAUCUCGAUCUGGCGCCAUGCCGAAAUAAGAGACUCCUUGAAAGAGAGCUAAAAGAAUACAGAGGAGAGAGAGAGAGAGAGAGAGGGAGAAUAGAAUAACAAGGCACAUAAGAGGGACGCUUGUGAAACACCUUCAGUAAUCUUCAAGGUGCUGGUAGCGCGUUCGCGCAAGGCGUCCCGACGCCACCAUCGAUGAAUACAAACUAGCCAGCGACGCUACCGUCGGUUCCAAACGUAAGGACGGGAAUUCCUGGGUCUCGAGGAUGCUGUGCGGUACCUUCAAGAAGAAGAGGAGGCAGCCCGGAGACGAGUAUCGUCUGGUCAGGUCCAACACGCUGCCCAGGAUCAUCUCAGCCAAGGACAACGCACUGCCGGUAUCAGUGCGCAGAUGCAAGUCGACCCGUGCAGCGGCGAAGACGUCCUUCAUCAGGACUCUUCUUCAAACGGGUCUGGAUAACGUGAGCUCAGCGACGCUCAGGCCGUUCAAUUCGGACAUCAAUACACCGAGGAUCGACAGCUACAGAUUUUCCAUGGCGAAUCUCGAAGACUCUCAAGAUGUCGACCUGGACGCCAUCCUCGGCGAACUCUGCGCCCUCGAGAGACGCUGCGACGGCGACAUCGCUGCUACACCGGCUCCAGAUUCACAGAGGCAGGGGAGACCCAACAGCACCAGGAUCAAUCCUGGAGACAGUACGGAUAUUGGAAAGAAUGAAGGCAUGCGUACGGACAGUCCAGAUAAUGACAGCGCAUUUUCCGACACGGUGUCGAUGCUCUCUAGCGAGAGUUCAGCGAGCAGCAGUGGUUCGGGACAUAAACCACCUCAGACCGCCAUGCACACAACUCCUCAGCAACAGCCCCACCAGCUCAUGGACGCGGCUAGCAGAGCUAAGGCAGAGAAGAUUCGAUUGGCGCUGGAGAAGAUGCGCGAGGCAAGCGUGCAGAAGCUCUUCAUCAAGGCCUUCACCCUCGACGGCAGUGGGAAGAGUCUGCUCGUAGACGAAGGCAUGAGCGUCGCUCACGUCUCCAGACUCCUGGCUGACAAGAAUCACGUGCCAAUGGAUCCCAAGUGGGCCGUCGUCGAGCACCUGCCCGAUCUGUUCAUGGAGAGGGUAUACGAGGAUCACGAACUCCUAGUGGAGAAUCUUCUGCUGUGGACAAGGGAUUCGAAGAACAAGUUGCUAUUCGUAGAGAGACCGGACAAGACCCAUUUGUUCCUUACACCAGAGAGAUUCUUAUUGGGACCGUCGGAUAGGAGCAGUAGCGAGUACGAUGAUCACUCCAGGAAUAUCCUCCUGGAGGAAUUUUUUUCUAGCAGUAACGUGGGAGUGCCCGAGGUCGAAGGACCCCUGUACCUGAAGUCCGACAGCAAGAAAGGCUGGAAGAGAUAUCACUUCAUUUUACGUGCCUCCGGUCUUUACUAUUGGCCAAAAGAAAAAGCCAGGACUGCCAGAGACCUCGUGUGUCUCGCAACAUUUGACGUCAAUCAGGUUUACUAUGGCAUCGGCUGGAAGAAGAAAUAUAAGGCGCCGACGGACUUCUGUUUUGCGGUGAAGCAUCCUAGACUCCAACAGCCCAAAUCCACGAAAUAUAUAAAGUUCCUCUGCGCCGAGGAUAACGCGGCACUUGAACGGUGGAUGGUCGGUAUCAGGGUUGCCAAAUAUGGUAGACAGCUGAUGGAGAAUUACAGGACCCUGGUGGAUGAGCUGGCCCAGGAAGAUCUGGACCUUUUGGCCCAUGCCAGGUCGUGCUCUGUCAGCUCCAUUGCUGUACCGCCAAAUCAGAUGCAGUACAAUACUACCAAUGACAAUGCCAGACAGUUCACUGAAAACUCAAGACACAAUACUAAUGAUACUAGACAGUACGACGCACAGAGACAGAGUUAUAAUUCCGAGCAACGUCAGAGUUAUACUAACGACGGGAGAUUGAGUAGGGCGAGCAGCUCCAGCUCCAGCGGAUGUUUAUCCGACGGGGCACCUAGUAGUUGUGAGGUAGCCUUCGAGUGUGGUGAAUUCCCUACAGGAACUAUCAAGAGGAAACCCUCAAUGAAUCCGAAACUACCUCUGACGUCCAUCACUAGACAGCUUAAAGAAGUCGGUGAGACUGUUAGGGAUGAACCAGACACUUGUCCCAGUCCUACGAGCUCAGGAUCAGGUACACUCACUAGGAGGCACAGUAGGAGAAGAAGUGGUACCGAUUCCGACGGCUCCGGAACUUUAAAAAGACAUCAUAGGUCUGGAAAUGGGACACCAGUCAGUCCUGUGCCCCCUGGUACACCCGUUAGGGAAAGAGCCAGUCCCAUGGGAUACACUCGGACAGACAGUCAGGAAUCUAAAACACCUACCAGUCCCAUACAACCCUGUAUGAUGGACUCGAUAACUUCUCUGCCGCCGCCACCAUCGCCGCCGAGAGUAGCCGACGAAGCAGAAUCAGACAACGAGCCACUGCCACCACCUCCACCGGAAAUGUUCAGAUCCAAUUUAUCUUUGGAUUCACUCCCACCUCCACCAGCUCCUGGCGAACUUCCUGUCUGCAACACGCCGGAACUCACUGGUUCCUCUUUGAGUCUGGCCUCGCUUCCACCGCCUCCUAGUCCUCUGGUGGGCGAGACAGGAACCAUAAGACGUGCCAGACCUAAACAAUCGACGCCUACGAAUUCUCUCUCUCCAGAUAGCACACCCACGCACACACCUCGCGCCUCGAUUAAUCAAAUUUACGCGAGUACAAAUUCAAACGUGAAUCAAAACGGUUCACCUCAGAAUAAUCAAAGUUACAUCACCGGAGGCGUCGCAAAUUCAUCGCCCCAAAAUUCCUAUUCGGGCUCAAAUGCCAGUACACCGACUUACACGCCGAGUUCACCGAGUUUCGCUUCACCUCCACCCUUCGUCCCACCUCCAGCCUAUGGAUCCCAGCAACAAACUCCUUCACUCACCAGACAAAAUUCAAAGAUCGAGUCCAUCUACGGUGGCCUUCAUGGGGUUCAACCUAUCAGGCCUAAUCCAAACAUGGACACGGUCAGAAGAAGUGCCAUGAAACAAGGAUCCGGACACUACGCUUCUCCACCUUAUCUAGCAGAAUUAAAAGCAGCCUCCAGUCCCCAGCCGCAGAGGAGAGUGACUAUCCAGGAGCCACCCAUGUCACCGAAGUCAAAGACCAGUACCGGAAAGAAGAUCUCAUUCAAUCUACCGCCUCAACAGGAGCCAGGAAGCCCAGCUCUGCCACAGAGAAAACCAAUGCCACCUAGACGAUCGGAUAGCACGAGGUUGACUUCACCGAAGAAGCUAGCAGCAUCCGAUCAGGCACCACCGGGUGACUUUCUCAAGGAUCUUCAGAGAGUGAUGAGGAAGAAAUGGCAAGUCGCCCAGAAGUGUAAACUGGAUUCCACAACGACGCCUCACGAGGUUCUUGGUUUUCGCGACCCACCUCCAGCCAUUGCUGACUACAGAGAAACUAAUGUUUCCAACUGGGUCCAGGAACAUUACGGUGCCGACAAUCUCUAUGAAAAUGUUUACACGACUGACCCAAAUGCACCGGUAGAGUAUGCCUCCAGUCCAGCUCGUCAGCCCACAGUCAGAUUUGCUGAUGAGAACAGAAGCAACAACAUUGCCACAGCUAUUGCAAGUAAGAGGCGACCACCACCGCCACCUCCCAAGAGGGCAGAAACUACUCACUUAACUAGCAGGGCGAUGCACUGACAAUAGCAGAUGAUCCAGCCUCGUCCUGAGAGGCGUUGGUACUGCUGUCUUUGCACCUGGUGGAAGAACUGAGACACAGACAUUUGUAAUACUCCUCGAACUCUCGACUCCUUUUCAAAUACGUGCACCUUGUAUGUUUCAUCUCGAAAAUGAAGUGGAGUCUGACGCCAUUAUACAAUUUAAAUUAAAUAACGUUUACUUGAAUAUCUCAUAAAUUUUCCGGUUCAGGAUUUACAAUCAGUUACCGUACGAAUUCACUAGGGGAAUAGACGAACAAACAAAGAAAAAAACGAACGCAUAACGAAGCGUCGCGACGCGGCAACCGUCAUCGAUUAUUUAAAGACGUGUUAGCUCAGUUUGACGAAACAAAUGGCCGCUCCAAAUAAACCGAAGUCAUAUCGAUUUUUAAUGGUACAAGUGUAAGACUCGACAAGUGUAACAAAUGUUAUCGCGUGGCUAAUGAUAUAAUUAAUGCUAAUAUAAAAAUAGACGUGCAUAAAUUUAAGAUGACGGAGUCGAGAGAAGCAACGAGUGAGAAUCUAGUUGGUAAGAAACACUGCCGCACACGUUAAGGAUGUGAUAUAAAGCGUUAAGCCAGCUUAAUUAAUUGCAAUUUGAAUUAAUUGCCAAAUCCAAUACACAUUUCGCAUUGAAACAAACAGAGGUAUAUGUAUACAAGCGGGCACAAAAAGGGAGACAUGAGAUACGCCUAUGGGGAGUAACGUAUAUGUAUACAUAACUGUACUGCAGUACGUGAAUAGGCGCUACGAAUGAAUUGGACGAAUUUUUGGAAUCAAACAAGUAUGGGAAUGAUUUUCGCAGUCGCAUCAUCACUCAGUACAAUUACGAAAUCAACUAUACAUACAAGUAUACUAUCAAGCUGUGGAUUGGUAAGCCUGCUAAUUUUUGCAAAUUUUCUAACACUUAAAGAAGAAAGAAACUUUUUUGUAAUCAAGGUGCUUUAUAUACGACAUAUACACUGUGACUACGUAUAAUGAUUGUAAUAUUAAUAUAUAUAUAUUAUAUAUAUAUAUGUAUACAUACAUAUUAUUAACAUUAUAUUAUAUAUCUACAGUUUAUACUCGACGAUGUGGACACGAUAAUAGGAUACAGCUCGAACCUCUAUGUGUUAUUUGAGUCUAUUAUAUUUUUAUUUUCUUGUAGAAUUUUUCUCUUUCUUUUUUUUUCUUGUAUUUUUUUCAUCCGGUUUAUUUCUUUUGUUUUUCAUUUUCUUACGUCAUCGGUAGCGCGUCGUCACGACACAGCAUACUCUGCUACCUAUUUUGUCGUUCACUCUGCAGCACACUUCUAUAACUGACAAUGAGGGAUCUCGUUUAUGCCAUUUUUUGAUAACGAUAUACAUUUAAUAAGACGAAGGAAGCGUAAAGUAUGUAAGUUGAUUGAUUUAUGGAAAAAAAGAAAAUCGUAAAUCAUUAAGAUAAACGGCUGAUCUAGACGCGCGAUCUUAUCGAUACAAUUCUUGUGUCGGUGGAUCAUAGAUUUUUUUUUCAGUUAUCUUCGUUUACCCUAAAUGUACGCUCAUCGCCAAAACGUGGUUAAUGCUCGGCAUGUAGUUGCGUCGAUUUUUGAGUGAAAAUUCAUUGAGUCUUUUACGAAAUUUUCAUACGGAUGACGGUUUCCACUUUCCUUCUCCCUUCAUUACACUUUGCCCAGUUUAAAGGGGGCUAGAGAGGCUUUUGACAAAUGACGCAAAAACGUACUCAGACGGAAAACGGCUAAUGUACUUUUCUCUUUGGUUCCGGACUUUCGCUAUGAGACGUCUGAUUUUUUAUUUUAAUUUUUUUUUGGAAAUUUGUUCAUUACGUUAAAACAAGAAAAUGCGAACUUGGCUGAAAUAGUAUCAAUGAAAUUAAUUUAUGUCAAGGAUUUGAUUAAUUUUUUUUAUAGGCGCUACAGUGCUCGUCAUAUAGAAUUGAACGAAUGGAAAUUUGAGAUUCACCCGUACUUCGCAGUAAAUUCGCAGAUCAUCAGAAACGAUACAAAUUUUACAAAAAAUCAUCCCUCUAUUUUGCGCAACGAGCAAAGUUUGAAAAUACGAUAACUUUAUGUUUCGGACAAAUUUUUGUCGCGAUUUCGACUAAAACGUGAAAUUAGUGACGAGUGUCCUGGUUGCCACUGCUGGACCUCAUUAUUCUUCCGGAGGAAUAAAUUGAUCGCGAUGAAUUAAGCUAAUUAUUGAAGCGAGCCGAUAAAAUGGCCGCUAAAUUAAAAAGAGAUUUAUGAAGGGAGCUAAUUGGAAAAUUGUAGGAAUAAUUUUAGUAUAUUGCUAAUUAUUGUCGGAUCGAGAAUAAAUUAAUUGAUCUCCCUCCCUCCCUCGACAAUCCCUUCGUCCUUUAUCUCCCGUCAAAUCCACUCCAACGCCCGAACGAUUUAGAGAAGAAAUUAUCUAGGGAGUUUAAGUAAAUUAUUGAAUAUUGAGGCACUGAAGAUGGAUUAGAAAGUUGAGAAUUGAAAAAUUUUUAAAUUAAGAAAAAUUAAAAAAAAAUUAAAUUUCGCUCCCUAGUGGCUUGGGGAGCCUAGUGCAAUUGGCCAAUUCUAAUAUAGUAAUUGGAAAUUCAUGAAUAUUCGAAGAUGAUAGGGGAAGAUAUUUUUAUUAUACCGUACCUUUUAACUUUCUAUCAUUUAAGUUGUACGUAUGUUUAUGUAAAUAUUGUAACGAAUGGUACUACGAAGAAAAAUUAUUAUUGAAGAAUAUUGCGAUUGAUUAAUGUAAACGUAGGCAGACGCGCGCGCGCAUGCGCGUCCACACGGGGCGCACACACACAGAGACCAAAACGCAACACAUACUAUUUAUGAAUGAUAAGAAGAUUGAAGAUUAGUAGCUGAAAAUAUUGUUUGUCACAAUUUUCAAAAAAUUGCCAUUAAGCUUAAUUUCCAUUUUCCAACCAUUUAUCAGCCAGUAGUCAAAACUAGGCCGAAUCGUUCGCUUGAGGCUUUUUUACGAGUUCUUAUUUGACCGUUUUUCGAUACUUUCAUACGUUUUAUCGAAAACUAGCUUUUACAAGUUCUUUCAACUAUGCAAGCAUGUUAGACGUUAGAAUUGUGACAAUACCAUUAUUUUGGAGACUCAACGCCAGUUGUUUAGGUACGAUACAGAAAGAAGAAUGCGCAGCAGUUGAAAUAUUAUAGGUAUUAUAUUCAUGUUUUUAUGUAAAUAAAUUUUUGGUAUAUUUCAAU